AUGAUAGACACAUCAUUUUCCUCGCCUUCGAUUGGAGAUGCUCCUGCUUCUUCUACUACUGCCGCUGUGGCCCAAACAGAAGAAGAGCCAACAGCAACAACAGCAUCAACGGAUCGUGUAGGCCAGAAGCACGCUCGCCAGGCCGAAGUUCCGGAACAUACAGACGGCUCUAAUGACAAUGGCGCCAAUAUGGGCCAAUCAGAAAACCAAAGCACAGGCAAGUCAGGGCAGCAAAUAUUAUUGAUUUUUUCUGCUGUUAUGUAUGUUUAUUGGAGGGAAAACCCCAAAACGAAUGGAAACGGAAGACUCAGCGACAUUUUUUUCGAACCAGCAAGGGCAACAACAACAACUAGCAGCUCAAGAAACAACGAGUGCACCUGUGGUGAAGAAGAACGCACCGAGAAUGCUUAUGAAAGAACUCAACUAAGUGCGCAACGAGCACUAAACGAACAAUCAUCACCAUCAGCAUCCCUGCCACUAGUCAGAAAGCGUGCUCUAGAGAAUGACAGUGAUGAAAGUGAAAAAUCAAGCACUGCCAUCAAGGAGGUCGGCAACAACCUCCACAAAAGCAAAAUCAAGCUUCUGUAG
Messenger RNA from Zychaea mexicana, 588 nucleotides. RefSeq lists its product as uncharacterized. The transcript is spliced from 4 exons. Lineage: Eukaryota; Fungi; Mucoromycota; Mucoromycetes; Mucorales; Lichtheimiaceae. The coding region runs from base 1 to 588 and encodes 195 amino acids. The record is from RefSeq and is a predicted model, not a curated record.